Messenger RNA from Neocloeon triangulifer, 1826 nucleotides. RefSeq names its product BTB/POZ domain-containing protein 6-B-like. The record is from RefSeq and is a predicted model, not a curated record. Bases 151 to 1518 code for a protein of 455 amino acids. The transcript is spliced from 5 exons. Lineage: Eukaryota; Metazoa; Arthropoda; Insecta; Ephemeroptera; Baetidae. Gene Ontology annotation, cellular component: P-body; cytosol. Gene Ontology annotation, biological process: neurogenesis. Gene Ontology annotation, molecular function: protein binding.
UGUGGCACUCAGGCAGCGGAUGAUGAAUUUGUAGCAUUUUUAAAAUUUUACAUUCACGUUCACAAAGGCAAAUCAUUUCCAAAGGCAGCUCUCAUUCCUCCCAGUGCCAGCCCAGUGCUGUUUAGCUGUCUUGUGCUAAAGAAACAAAUUAUGUCGGCUGAUGAGACAAAAUCAGACACCAUGAGGGAGGCUCAGAUAAAGCACAUGGCGUAUUUGAGCGUCCGGUUGCUCAAGUGGUUGGACAGCGGUGAUCAUUACGACUGCACUUUUGCUGUUGGACCUGAAAUAUCCCAGAAAGUGUUCAGGUGCCAUCGUCAGGUGUUGGCCGCCGCAAGUCCUGCCUUGGAGACAAUGUUGUUGGGCCAGUUUGAAGAGGGGCAAAAGGGUCCUGACGACCCCAUCACUCUGGCUGCCUGUGACGCUGAAAUAUUUGCCAUGGCUCUGAGGUUCAUCUAUGGCAGUGAGACGUUGAAAAUCAUUGAGAACUGCACAAGUUUGGAGCAGGCGGAAAGCCUCUUCACAUUUGCUGCAAUGUGGCAAGUGGCUGUGCUGGACAAGCUGGCCGCCGACAUUUGCCUUCAAUUUGACCACACGGCCGAGGACCUUCUUCAAUUGCACAAUCUUUUCAUGCUGCACAACUACAAGGAAAAGGCUGCCGCUGUUCUCAAGAUGAUGUGUGACCGAGGCAGUGAGGUCCUCUCCUCCAUGGAAGAGGCCAGCAAAGAGACGGUGGAGGCCCUGCUGCGCUCCGACCAAAUGAACAUCUUCAGUGAGAAGCAGGUUUUUGACGCUCUUGUCAAAUGGGGCUUUGCUCAAGUUGGGCCGAACGCGGACCCUGCAGCCGUCAGGGCUAAGCUGGGACGUUUGAUGGGCCUGGUGCGUUUUUGCGCUUUUUCUAAAACUCAUUUUACCCAGCUUUCUCAUAAAACAAAAAUUUUGACUGGUGACGAAAAGGCUGCCAUCUUCUCCCACUUGGAGCUGCCAGAGUCCACUGAUCCUGUAAAGGGUCUCGACUUGACUUCUCCUUGGCGAGGACUCUGCCAAAUGACUCAUUUUUUAAUCAGAUUCAAUGACACUGCCCAUCGGCAGUUCACAGAGCUCAGCGACAGUAACAGGGAACUGAAGUUUGACUUCCAAGUCAACAAACCUGUUUACCUGCUGUCUGUUGGAGUACACAGUCUUUGCUACCUAAACCCUGGCCUUGAAAUGAGCAUCCGGGUUGACCUAAAGGAAGACAUGGAAAUUAAAUCGUCGUGUAGCUUCCACACUCCUGCCAACAAGCACAGCUAUGCUCAGCAGGAGGACUCGUUAAUUGACUUGGUCAAUCCAAUUUUGCUUAAGGAGAACACAAAGUAUACUGUGCUCAUCAACCACCUCAGCAGUAGAGUCAGGAUGGUGCCAAUUUUGGCUGACCAAAACCCAACAUACAUCACCACUGAAGGUCUCAAAGUGAACUACUCCCCACUUCAGGGCGAUGUUUGUGCUCUUGGCUUUGGAUGGCCCACAAAACACGAGUGAGUUCUACAACUAACAUGUCUUUUGUAACAUUAAAAAAUUUCUCUUUUGAAAUUGUAUUUCGAUAUGAAUUCAAAGUUACUUUUGAUGCAGUAGAAUUAAGUAAUUUUAUCAACAUAUGAAAUUUAUGAUAUAUUGUUUUGAUUAUAUUGGUUCGAAGAACAAAAACAUUUUCUGCUUAAAAUCAUCUCCAAAAAUCGAAGACUAAAAAUCUGAUUGUGAGUUCAAAUCUGAAGUGCAUUAAUAAAGGCGAAUAAAGGUUGCUUUCAGUUAAAAUGUAAAUAUAGUUUAAAAUAAUUUUGCCUUUAAAU